Coregonus clupeaformis (lake whitefish) is the source of this 603-nucleotide messenger RNA. Its product is annotated as rho-related GTP-binding protein RhoV-like. Bases 1 to 603 code for a protein of 200 amino acids. The record is from RefSeq and is a predicted model, not a curated record. The transcript has 3 exons. Gene Ontology annotation, molecular function: GTP binding; GTPase activity. Gene Ontology annotation, biological process: small GTPase-mediated signal transduction. Lineage: Eukaryota; Metazoa; Chordata; Actinopteri; Salmoniformes; Salmonidae.
AUGACGCUGUCCCCCGAUGUUUUCCAAGAAAAGCACCAGGACCCAGUCAUUAGUUGUAUGUUGGUUGGUUAUGGUGCUGUGGGGAAAGCCAGUAUGAUCAUAGGUUAUAUAUCCAAUGGAUAUCCAAAUGAAUACCGUCAGAUGGCCUUUGAUGUCUUCACUGGUUUGGUUCGAGUAGAUGGGAUUCCAGUACAAAUCCAGUUGAUGGACACAGCAGGGCAGGAGGAGUUUGAUCAUUUUCACUCCAUGUGUUACAAUCAAAUAGAUGUCUUAAUUCUUUGCUUCAGUAUUGUCAACCCAGUGUCUUUCCAGAACACCACUUCAAAAUGGAUCCCCCAGAUCCGCACCUUCAAUCCUGCUUCACCCAUAAUUCUAGUGGGGACACAGUUGGCCCUCCGGCAUGAUGUUAACAUCCUUAUCCAUCUGGACCAGCUGAGGGACAAGCUGGUGGUGAACUCCCAGGCCAGGGGGCUGGUAGAGAAGAUCAGAACCCACGACUACGUGGAGUGUUCUGCACUGACCCAGAAGAACCUCAAAGAAGCAUUUGGCCUGUCAGAAAGCAAAGAAGCUCAAUCUCUUGGAUUAUGCAAAGACUUUCUCUAG